This is a messenger RNA of Helobdella robusta, 736 nucleotides long. RefSeq lists its product as hypothetical. The annotation marks the transcript as partial. Gene Ontology annotation, cellular component: plasma membrane. NCBI's taxonomy places the organism in Eukaryota, Metazoa, Annelida, Clitellata, Rhynchobdellida, Glossiphoniidae. The record is from RefSeq and is a predicted model, not a curated record. Gene Ontology annotation, biological process: G protein-coupled receptor signaling pathway. Gene Ontology annotation, molecular function: G protein-coupled receptor activity. The transcript is spliced from 6 exons.
GUCUUAGGUAGUUUUUGUAUUUGAUCGGGGCAAAAGAGAGACGAGGUCUCCAAUAAAAUGUAAAUUCUUUUGUUAAUGGCGUUUAUUUAAUAAUAACUAACUCUAACUAAAGUUAGUAACCGUAACCUUCGUAGUUUUCUACAUUUUAAAUUUGACACAUCAUCCUCAAGAUUUUUUUAAUCAGUCAAUGGAUGCUUGUUAAUUUUAAAUUUCAAAUGAAAUGGAAGCAACGGCAAAGAAUGCUGUUCACUUCAAUGUUACACAAACCUACAGUCCUAAUAUAAACUUCAGCACUACAUUCUCCAGCACUGGUUGUCUCAAUGUUUCAACAAGUAGCACCCUCUAUUCCAAUGUUAUAACUACCAGCUGGAAUUUGACCAAUGUUACUGAGGUUGGGAAUCACGUUUGUUUGAAAGUUCUGUACUGGACUUUGCCCAAUUCACAUGUAAGGUUGUGGGACCUGUUGAUUCUCAUUCCAAACGUCUUCUUCAUGGCUUACCUGCUCUUCAACAUCUCCGUGCUACUUCCACUUCUAAGAAGAUCCAACAGACAGAUAUUCACUGUCCUCUUCUUCCUUGUCUUCGUAUCGCAUAUACUCAGCAUAACUCGUUGCGUCAUCUCCAUGUCAGUCCACAGUUCAACUUAUGACGUCAUUGAUAGGGCAAUGUGGCUGAUAAUGAGGUUCUUCCUGCUGGCUACAGAACUUUCUGUUGUUACGUUUGGUUUCUUCUUCGGU